AUGAAUAGAGUAAAUCAAACCAAUGCUCCUUCAUUGAAUCUUUUCGAUGAUAUUAAUCGAUGGGAAGCUGUAGCAUUGGAAAAAGUUCAUAAAGCAGCUGAACGAGCCCGUCAACACCUUACUCAAUUGCUCACUGGAGAGAAAGAUACGUUAAUGAAAGAGUUUGGAAUAAUGACAAAAGAAAUUCGUGAUCGACGAGAAGAAGUUGAUUUUGAUGAAAAUGAUAUUGAGCGACUUCAAAAAAAAAUCAAUCAGAUGCAAAUAUCAUUACAACAAGUUAUACAACCAACAAAAACGAAAGCUAUCAUAAUGAAGAACGAUCAAAUCGAUUGGAAUCGACUCAUCUGUGUCGAAAAAGAAGCACCAUUACGUUCAAGUUCAAUUGAUAUUUAUUCGAAUGCAAAAUGGACACAAAAUGGUAUCACUGUGGCUGGAGGAAAUGGCCAAGGCGGUGCUGUCAAUCAACUAUCUCAGCCAGUCGGUUUAUUUAUUGAUGAUGAUCAAACUGUUUAUGUUGCUGAUUGUUCGAAUCAUCGUAUUGUGGCGUGGAAAUGUGGUGCGACAAAUGGCGAAGUAGUUGCUGGUGGAAAUGGAAUAGGAAAUGAAGCUAAUAAACUUAAUCGUCCAUACGAUGUGAUCGUCGACAAAGAGAGAGAUAGUCUCAUCAUCUGUGACUUUGAGAAUAAAAGAGUAGUUCGAUGGCCUCGUCGAAAUGGUACUAGUGGAAAAACAAUUAUUUCAAACAUAGAUUGCUACAAUUGCACCAUAGAUGAGAAUGGAUUUCUUUAUGUAGUAGAUUUUAGAAAUCAUGUAGUGAGACGAUAUCAAAUUGGUGACACUAAAGGCAUAGUUGUUGCAGGUGGCAAUGGACAAGGAGAUAGUCUCAAUCAACUCUCUUGCCCCCACUACGUAUUCAUCGAUCGAGAUCAUUCAGUAUAUGUCUCUGAUAAAGGAAACCAUCGUGUGAUGAAAUGGGAAGAAGGCGCAAAGCAAGGCAUAAUCGUAGCUGGUGGUCAGGGACCAGGAGCUGGUCUUACACAAUUGUCAUCUCCUCUUGGAAUUGUUGUUGAUCAAUUGAGCAGUGUCUAUGUGGUUGAUCAUGGGAAUAAUCGAAUUAUGCGUUGGCCAAAAGGUGCCUCACAGGGUAGUGUCAUUGCUGGUGACAACGGUUGUGGAGCGCAGAUGAAUCAAUUCAAUGGUCCCUUUAGCUUAUCCUUCGAUCGGCAUGGUAAUCUUUAUAUCACCGAUUUCCGCAAUCAUCGAGUACAAAAAUUUAAUAUCAAUUCAAAUUCAUAG
Messenger RNA from Rotaria sp. Silwood2, 1296 nucleotides. The record is from the annotation of a GenBank genome assembly. Lineage: Eukaryota; Metazoa; Rotifera; Eurotatoria; Philodinida; Philodinidae.